AAGCAGGAGGCAGAUACAGCGCGACAGGGGCUUCGUUGAGAACUGAUCCGAGCCUACACAUUUUUCUCCUUCCCAGGCCAAAUAUUCUGAUAUGAAGACGGCCAUACCGUAGUAAAUAUAUAUCGAAAGUACUUAUAUAAAGAAAUGACAACUGGUGGUUUGACGCAUACCACCAACAGAGGAAAAGCAUAUUGCUAGUGCUUCCUAAUUGCGAAACUAACAGACUUUGUUCAGUUAGCAAGCUAGCCUAGAUGGCUUCUGCUGCUGGAGCUGAAUUAAGGGCUACCGGCCCUAGUGAGGGGACCUCCGCCGGGGCAUUACCUAGUGGUCGACCGCCACUCCGUUCUCAUCACCUCUACGCAACAACCACCGCGGGAUCCCCCGGAUCUCUCAUGGUGGAGUCUGUGGACGAUGCGGAGGGCCUUUACGUCGCUGUGGAGAGAUGCCCUCUCUGCAACACAGCCAGGCGCAGGCUGACCUGUGCCAGAUGUAUCCAGGCAGGGGACUUCGUGUACUUUGACGGUAGAAACCCAGAACGGUACACCGAAAAAUUAGAGAAACUCAAACUGCUGAGGAAGGAGAAAGAACAACUUCAACAGAGUGUUAUCACAGCCAUGGAUAGAAAAGUUCAGGCUGAUCAGCUGAAAUGGAAGAUUAUGUCGUGCAAGAUGAAGAUUGAACAACUAAAGGAGGCCAUCUGUGGAGGGAACGAGGAGGUCAAGAGUGGUAAAGAGCUGCAGCUGCGCUCCCAGGAGGAGAGCCAGAGGCUGCAGCGCCGGGCCAGCCGCCACCAGGAGAAGAGGGACAAGAUUGACCGGCACAACCGGCGCCUAGGGGAGCUGCUGGAGAAGAGGGGCCGCGAGCUGCAGGCUCGGCUGGAGCUCCUGGCGGAGGUCCGCAGGGGACACAUCCUGGAGCUCACCACACACAUCUUCCUCACUCAGGAGGACAAGCAGGGAAGCAGAGACCCUGCGGACGUGGCUGCAGAGUGUGACCUUGCGCUGACCUCCAGCACAGUAAGCGAGCUGGCAGAGGCCAGGAGGACCACCUACCUGUCUGGCCGUUGGAUCUGGGAUGACCAGAAUGGAGAAACCAGCAUCAGCAUCACUGGCCCGCCUGUCACCCUGCCUAGCAACGGAGACUGCUCAGCCUACUACACUUGGGUGGAGGAAAAGAGCACCAAUGAGGGGCCAGAGUUGGACCACAUAAACCCGGCCCACACCAUCAGUGCUGCACUUUGCUACGCCACCCAGCUUGUCAACAUCCUGUCACAUAUUCUGGAUGUCAAUCUGCCUAAGAAGCUCUGCAACAGUGAGUUCUGUGGUGACAACUUGAGUAGAUACCGCUUCACUAGAGCUCUCACCAAGCUCAACACCAACAUCCUGCACCUGUGCUUCUCCCAGCAUGUGGACAGUGAACUGCUGCAUCCCCACCACACCCUCAGGAACAUCAUGUUCCUGGUCUCCUCUGACAACAGGAACCUGGGGAGGACGGGUCCGUACGAAGUCAGUGCUGACCUGGAAGACUCCAUGGAGUUUGUUGAGCCGGAGGCGGCCGGGCCUGCGGAGGAGAGUGGCGAAGAGGCGGUGACAGAUGAGGAGACGGACCUGGGGACAGACUGGGAGACGGUUCCGAGCCCCCGCUUCUGCGACAUCCCCUCCCAGCCCAUGGACCUGUCCCAGAGCACGGCCAUGCAGGUGUCCCAGCCCGGGGCCAAUGCUGGGGGCAUGAUCUCCUCCGCCGCAGCCUCUGUCACCUCCUGGUUCAGGGCCUACACAGGCCAGCGCUGACUGGGAGACUGGCUAGGCUGGGCCGGAACAGAAACAGGUUGUUGUGUACUGGCGCUCAAAAGCUGCUGGGCUUUGUUCUAGAACUACUGUAGAUUCUGGUCGGCUGGUCAAUGAAUUGACCUUGGAUCAGGUCUUGGCUGGUUGAAGCUAUGCAACAACAUACUCAUACAGAGCCAACCUGACAUGGCCUUAUGUUCUCUGGUCUGGCCUGGCCUAGCAUGAUCUGCUUUGCUGUAGCUUUUCCUGUCCUAACCUACACACUAAGAAGGGAAAAGAGAGUUUGUUUCUACUAGCCUGCAUUAUUGAACACUUUGUAGGCUUGAUGUCAGAUGAAUGUCCCUGAAGUAGUAGUGUUUGACUGGGGCUCUGACUAUUAAUCUGUUUGGACGAAGGCCUUGCUAGUGGAGAGAGCGAAUGAGAGCUGGUGGCCUCCAUCUCUGUUUCGCUUUGUAGAUGGUCAGGCCCUUAAGGACUUAGGAGCCAGUGUGUCACAAUGUAGGAAUCUUAUUGUGCUCCUUCUGCAACACCCUCAGAGGCUGAAAGAGGAUCUGCUCGACUGAUGCCAUCAUUUUCUGUUAUUCCUUAAACAUGCAAGUAGGAAGGAGGAAGUUGUCGGUCAGGAGAUGCAUGUGAUUGGAUGUCAAAAUGUGUUAAUUGUUCAUCAUGUUCCUUAGUCUUGAAAUCUUUCCAGUUUAUUUGGUUUGUCUUCAUAUGACAUCUGAAGAGGUUAUGGAAAGUUGUUCAGUUGUCAGACUAAAGCCAAACAAGGAACUUUCUGGCUGGACGGGUCCUCGCUCGAAUAUGAAAAGGCAAUUUUUACAAUUGUCUUUACCUUUUACAUGUUGUUUACAAAACCUGAUCCUGAUGGGACAGGACAGAUGGCUGACCAUUUAGAGUCAGAGUAACAAUCAUAUUAUUUUACUGUUCCAGGAGAGAGUUACCACCCUGUAAGUCUUUUACGGCUGUCCUAGUUGUAACUGAACAAAAAUAGCUCACCAUCAAGCUCAUAACAAAAAUCUGGUUUACUAGAUCAGUUUUGGGUUGUUGCUAUUCACUGACAAGGUUGGGCUAAAGUAGCCUGAAACUGGAAGCAGCUAGUGGGCUUGUGGAAUGGAGGUUCUGUGAGUCUUAAAGAUGGCUCUGAAACAGCCCCCAAGGAAGCUACCUAAAUCAUACCAACUGACUGACUUCAAGGAGGUACGGUAUGUUGUGCGAAUGUAUUUUGGAUUUGCAAAAAUGCAUCUAAAGGGGACAAGUCUCAUCUUGUGGAUCUGCAAUACCACUCCAGGUGGUUCUUUUAUAUUUUCAUGGGAAAAUGGGUGCCUAAAAAUGUAAUUUUUGGUUUAGCAGUUAGACAGACAGAACAUCUUACAUGCCGUUUUAUCCUCUGACUCUGAUGUUUUCGUUUUUUUAUUCUUGACUAUUUACAGCACUUCAGAACUUUGAAAACAGUGACACAUCUGUCACUUUCCCUGUCACCACCUCAUAGCUCGUCUUGUCCCAGCAUUCUGGAACAACAUGGGAACUCAGUUGGUUUCUUCUGUUAUUUUAGCUAGGGAUUUGUGUGGAAUGCCUUUCAAAACAUGUUGAAUUAUGCACACGCGGCAUUUACAGUAUAAAUGUCACCCAAAGCAAUAUUUGAAUAGAAAAGACCUUUGCAAGGAUCUUGUAUAAUACUAGUAAAAUGUGAAUGGAUGAAUACUUGUUUUUGUUGACAUAAACAUCUGAUUCAAACCUGUGGUCUUUUUAGUAUGUAAAAAAAAUCUCCAAUGCUCUGUGAUUCAUAUGAUUAUCACUACUAUCUCAUUGCAGGACCUAAUAGAAAUUGACUGAAAAACUUUUGAAUAAAAUGAUGGUGCCGUCACUGUUACAUGUCAGUGGCUAUGCACAUAUGACAAUGAUUAUUGGAGUGCUGGCCCUCUUUAAUGAGAAACACUGAAAUCUAAACCUCACUAGAGACCAGAGUACUGUGCACGCCCCCCACACCCCCCAUCAGUUGUUCUAGCCUGAGUCCCCACCCCCCAAAAGAAACACCCACCAACUCCACCAACCGGUGUGUAGAGCACAAGAAUAAAAUGGUUGAAACGUUUCCAUGUCUUUUAUUAAGUCACGUUCUGGAAAGGAAAAACAUUCCCUUUCUCUUGCAUUAAGGCUUGCAGCCAGGAUUUCCCAUGUUGUGAAACGCCACUUAGCUUUACCUGCCAAUCCUGCCAGGAAAGGGGCUCUAGGGCCACAUAAUCCUUGUUUGUAGCUCCAAGAUGUCAUUUCAAUGUAGAAUCUCUAUAAAAGUUAGUCCAGUGGUAGGCAUCAUUUUCAUCUGUAAAACAGUCCAUUGUGGUCAUGUGAGAUGUGGGACUUCGCCUUCACAUAGUUUCAUAAAUAUUGUCUUCCUCCUCCACCAAACGCUUGUUAAUCUCAGGAAAAUUCUCUUUAGUUUGGUUAGAAAGAGUGCAAAUUAUACAAUGAUAAUCGGGGUGGUCAGCUUCUUUUCCAGGGCGUAAAGUAAUAUUUACGAUUACAGGUAAGAACGAUAUAUAAAUGUAUCGACCCCCCCGAACUGUUGUUUUUACGUCUUUUGGGGGGGUCCAAGUCUUAAUUAGUCAAGCCCCCCUGUAAUUCAAACCCUGGACUCUAGAGCUCUGCUUUGGAGGGUACGACUCAAUACUUUUUGCUACUUUGUAGUAACUUUUUGCGGCCAGCGUUUCUGGAAAUGAACAAGGGGAAAACCUUUUAUAGACCUGACUAAUUGCAAUUUAAGACAUCGAAAGUUCCGAAUUUUAGACUUUUUAAGACCCAGCGGCAACCCUGUACUGCAGUAGACACGUCGAAUGUCUGAACAGCUUUCACUUCCACUACAGCGACAGGAACUAUGCAUAGACUUGUUUGGGGGUGUAUUCGUAAGUUGUCUUAGGCACAGAGGCCUCGCUACAGUUCAGACUGAGAAAAUAAACAGCAGAGCAGUUUUACAGGAACAUAAAACCUCAAAUAAUGCGCUUUAUUGGAGUAAAAUUACGGACAGCAGGGAUUGUAUAACAAACUUUAAAAUAGGAAAAAUAAGUUUUUUCCCCCCAUAUACAGUCCUCCUUAUUCUCUUUUGUUCAAAAAAUUGUCCAGUUAAAGUCAUUGUAAAGCCCAGGUGCUGAGACCUAUCCUUUCCAUUGGAGGAAAACAGCACAAGGAGAUAUCCGAGUAAAGCAAGAUGACACCCAGCAGAGAGACCAGCGGUUAAACAACGGAAAACUCCACCCCAUAAUAGUAAAACAACCAUCCGAUUCAUUAAUAUAUGCAUGAGUGGGUGAGAAGGAAAAAAAAAAAAGUAUUUAUUUCAAACCAACU
Molecule: messenger RNA, 5126 nt
Organism: Hypomesus transpacificus
Lineage: Eukaryota; Metazoa; Chordata; Actinopteri; Osmeriformes; Osmeridae
Gene: atg14
Product: autophagy related 14
Exons: 10
Coding region: 252-1790 (512 amino acids)
Biological process (GO): cellular response to starvation; mitophagy; autophagosome assembly
Cellular component (GO): mitochondria-associated endoplasmic reticulum membrane contact site; autophagosome; extrinsic component of phagophore assembly site membrane
Source: RefSeq, a predicted model, not a curated record